Molecule: messenger RNA, 1692 nt
Organism: Saccostrea echinata
Lineage: Eukaryota; Metazoa; Mollusca; Bivalvia; Ostreida; Ostreidae
Exons: 3
Coding region: 1-1692 (563 amino acids)
Source: RefSeq, a predicted model, not a curated record
AUGAGAAACUUUAGACACACUGUGCUACAGUGCAUUCUAGACUUAGGACGCACUGUGCUACAGCUCAUUCUAGACUUAGGUCGCACUGUGCUACAGCUCAUUCUAGACUUAGGUCGCACUGUGCUACAGCUCAUUCUAGACUUAGGACGCACUGUGCUACAGCUCAUUCUAGACUUAGGACGCACUGUGCUACAGCUCAUUCUAGAAGUGGUUGGCUAUCGGUUUGGUAACCGUGGGAAUAAUUAUGGCAUGCUUUUAUCUAAUCAGCCUGUUGUCCGGGAAAGGGUCCAUGAGUGUGGUGGAAUUGACCCAGACCAUCAAAUUGAGGUAACCAAUGAGAUGUUACUCGGAACUAUUCCAGCCACAGUCACGGUUUUGGCCAUUGUCAGACUACGCGUGUGUCUCUGCAAAGGGGAUGCUUCAAAGUUAGUAAGCAAACGCUUUGUCGUCGCCGUAUACAGCUUAGAAGUUCUUGGUUCAAUUUUUCUCUGGGUAUUGCUGCAAACACCUGAACUAUUUAUGUCUAAGGACAACAUCUUAGACAAUGUCUUAAAGAAUGAAACAGAAAAGAACUUGUUUAUUUCUUUGGACUCUUGCUACGAAUACAUACACUUGAUACAUUCCAGUGUAUCGUUUUACAAGUGGGGUAACAUUUUUCUCUGCUAUAUUUUACCACUGUUUAUUUGUAUGUGCAUUUAUUUCAAAAUUAUCGUUCAUGUGAAUCAGUCUGCCUCUAGAGUACAAAUGCACAGUAUUGUGAUGCCUUCUCAGGCAACCUCGUUAUCUGUUUUGCCAUCAUUCACUGGAAGACUCCCACACACUAGGGUCAGCAAUGGAAAUAAAACCACCAGCAACAUACAGCGCUCAGUUCUAGGAAUAGUCGUGGGAAUAAUGGUCAGCUGGGGUCCAAUAUGUGCCUUAAAGAUUAUAUCUUUGAUUUCAAGAGAUAACAUAUCUCAUUUAUACAGAGUGGAGCUGCAUCUCAUGCUCGCUACAUUUGUCCUAUUUCCAUUCGAGGAAGGUAUUCUCCAAAGUGAUAAGAGGAAACGCAUUUGCUUCUUCUUUAAAAGAAUAUUCGGUAAAUCUAACCAGAUCAAUCUUCAUGGACAGGUGCGACAUGGGGUUAUUUUGAUACCAGAGAUGAUAGAGUCUGGGGUGAGUACUAUCAUGAAUUCGCUACAAGAAAACGGCAACCCUAAAUCUAGCGAACUCUUAGGAAUUAGCAGCACAAAAUUACAACAACAUACAAUGACUUCCGAAAAGUCUCAGCGAGCAUCCAUUGACAGUUUUGAAUCUUCUUCGACCUCCAGUUUGUUCUCUCGGCGCAGAGGCCUUAUGGUACCAUCACUGCGUCUUUCUACCAGUACGGUAUCAGAUAGCUCGUCUGUAUUCAUCAUUUCCACACCAUCAUCAGUUGAUCAACACUCUACAUAUCUAUCCAGCAAUGCUAGCUUUUCACCUCUAUUCUUUAAAGUAAACAGAGGGGCUAUUACUAGUACUGAUUCCUUUGAAGUCGGAUCGUUUACAUGCACCCCGUACUCCUUGAGAACUUUUUCAUUUGGUUCUACCUUGUCCUAUGAUUGUCAAAGUCCUACAGGAUCUGGAAGGACUGCUUCGUUUUCCCGAGCCCGAUCUAAAUGGAGAUCCUUUCAAAGAAAAGUUUCUUCUUCCUUGAAAUACAAUGUAUCAUGA